Molecule: messenger RNA, 1458 nt
Organism: Penicillium mononematosum
Lineage: Eukaryota; Fungi; Ascomycota; Eurotiomycetes; Eurotiales; Aspergillaceae
Product: M18 family aminopeptidase
Exons: 6
Coding region: 1-1458 (485 amino acids)
Biological process (GO): proteolysis
Cellular component (GO): fungal-type vacuole
Molecular function (GO): metalloaminopeptidase activity; zinc ion binding
Source: RefSeq, a predicted model, not a curated record
AUGGCUGCCAAGCAGUCUGCUCUGGACUUCUUGUCCUUUGUGAACUCUGCUCCUACCCCUUUCCAUGCCGUCCACGAAGCCAAACAGCUUCUGGCUAAGGCUGGGUUCCAAGAAAUCAAGGAGAGAGACUCUUGGGCGUCGACCUGCCAACCGGGAGGCAAGUACUACUUGACUCGCAAUACUACUACCCUUGUGGCUUUUGCGAUCGGCAAGCAAUGGCAGCCGGGCAAUUCCAUCUCUAUGAUCGGUGCCCACACCGACUCUCCGGUGUUGAGGGUCAAGCCCGUUAGCAAGAAGAGCGGGGAAGGCUUUGUCCAGGUCGGUGUUGAGACCUACGGCGGAGGCAUCUGGCACACUUGGUUUGAUCGUGAUCUGGGAGUCGCUGGCCGGGUUAUGACUCGUGAAAGCGAUGGAUCCAUCGUGCAGAAACUGGUCAAGAUUGACCGUCCCAUCCUCCGUAUUCCAACACUGGCUAUCCAUUUGGACCGCCAGGAGAACUUUGCAUUCAACAAGGAAACACAGCUGUUCCCUAUCGCCGGCCUUAUUGCUGCAGAGCUCAACCGCAAUGGAGGUACCGACACCUCUGACACAGACAAGGGUGGGGAGCCAUCACCAUUGAAAUCUGUCACAGAACGUCACCACUCUCACUUUGUUGAGCUUAUUGCUGCUGAGGCUGGCGUCAAUCCUGGCGAUAUUCUGGACUUUGAAAUGAUCCUGUUUGACACUCACAAGUCCUGCCUCGGCGGUAUGCUGGAGGAAUUCAUCUUUUCCCCUCGGCUAGACAACCUGAACAGCACUUUCUGUGCUACAAUUGGUCUGAUUGACUCGGUGGCCGACGAAUCAGCGCUCGAAAACGAAGACGCGAUCCGCCUGAUUGCCUUGUUUGACCACGAGGAAAUCGGAAGCCGCACAGCACAGGGUGCCGACUCGAACAUUCUUCCUUCGAUCAUUCGCCGUCUAUCCGUCCUCCCGUCCUCCUCCUCUAAGAACACCGACCUGUCAACUGCCUAUGAGCAGACUCUGUCCACCUCCUUCCUUGUCUCUGCUGAUAUGGCCCACUCGAUCAACCCCAACUAUGCGGGGAAGUACGAGUCGGACCACAAGCCGGAGAUGAACAAGGGCCCGGUGAUUAAGAUCAACGCCAACGCUCGCUAUGCAACGAACUCCCCUGGAAUUGUUCUCCUGGAGGAGAUUGCGCGCAAGACCGCCAAGGAGACUGGCGAGCACGUUCCUCUCCAGCUCUUUGUGGUUCGUAAUGACUCGAGCUGUGGCAGCACCAUUGGCCCUAUGCUAUCUGCUGCGCUGGGGGCGCGGACACUGGAUCUGGGCAAUCCCCAGCUCAGUAUGCACAGUAUCCGUGAAACAGGUGGUACCCACGAUGUUGCCCAUGCCAUUCGUCUGUUCACUGGCUUCUUCAAGCAUUACUCAGAGCUGUCGAAGACGAUCCUUGUGGAUUAA